Nylanderia fulva is the source of this 712-nucleotide messenger RNA. The record is from RefSeq and is a predicted model, not a curated record. Lineage: Eukaryota; Metazoa; Arthropoda; Insecta; Hymenoptera; Formicidae.
AUUGGAAGCUGGACUCUGUUUAUACGGCAAUGAUAUCAAUGAGGAUACUACACCGAUCGAAGCAGCUCUUACCUGGCUAGUAGCAAAACGACGAAGAGCUGAAGCGAAUUUUCCAGGCGCACAACGAAUUCUUGCGCAAAUUAAGACAGGCGUUACGAAGAAACGUAUCGGACUCUUACUGGGUCAAGGACCACCUGCCAGGCAAGGUGCAUCGAUAUUGACGCCGGAAGGCGAGCGUGUGGGCAGUGUUACUUCCGGUGGACCAAGUCCGACCUUGGGUCGGCCAAUCGCCAUGGGAUACCUACCACCGGAUUGGGCACACACCGGUGGCGGUGUGUUGAUCGAGAUUCGGGGAAAGACUUACAAAGCCACCGUAUCGAAGAUGCCUUUUGUGAAAGCGAAUUAUUACACCGCAAAAUGAUUUAUUUAUUAGCAAUGGAAAUUGAUCGAAUUGAGAAUUAUGAUAUUAUGUAACAACAGCGAAUUAGUUAUCAUUAUAGAAUAUGUAUAUAUAAUAUGUAAUAGCCUCUAUGAAUAAAUUUUAUAUAAGUAAUGUUUAUAUUCUGACACACAAAUUUUCAAAAUUUAUGCUUUACAUUAAUUUGCGUAUCGAUCUCUAAAUUAAUGAGUAAAUAUAUUGGUAAGAAAACCGAUUAUUAUUAAUAACAUUGUGUGUAUUGACGUGACAUUAUAUUUCUAAUGUAAUACUAAU